Molecule: messenger RNA, 3968 nt
Organism: Ostrea edulis (European flat oyster)
Lineage: Eukaryota; Metazoa; Mollusca; Bivalvia; Ostreida; Ostreidae
Product: nucleolar protein 6-like
Exons: 23
Coding region: 141-3644 (1167 amino acids)
Biological process (GO): tRNA export from nucleus; rRNA processing
Cellular component (GO): CURI complex; small-subunit processome; UTP-C complex
Source: RefSeq, a predicted model, not a curated record
AUUAGUUUCAAUAUGGCGGCUUCCAUGAAAGGCAUGGAUUGACUGGAACUGUGAUUGUCAACACCACAUCACGCACAGAGGCAGUAAAUAAUUCAUCUAAUUGGUCUUUGUAUGAGAAAAACUUGUAAUUGGCGCCCAUUAUGAAAAGAAAACAGAUUUCUAAGAAACACGACACCAACACUAGUUCUGUUGAUGACGAAAAUGGGAAUGGGUCACCUGAACUUGCAGAAAAUGUCUCUGAAGUGUCUGACGACAGCGACAUCGAAAGCAUGAACAAUGACCACCAGACAGAGGCUGAAUCAUCUGGUGAACCACCGGGGAAAAGGGCAAAAAUUUUCAAGAAGGAUCUGUACAGACCCCCUACUAAUGAGGAGUUGAACCAGUUGAAGGAAACCCAAAAUUUGUUUCACUCCAGCUUGUUCAGAUUGCAGGUGAAUGAACUACUAAAGGAGGUACAGGUCAAGGCCAAGCGACAGAGACAGAUAGAGGUAGCCGUGGAAACGGUCACACAAAUGAUCAAAUCUCUCAAGAAAAGUGUAGAACAUGAGCUGCAGUCACAGAAAUGGCUGAAGAACAUCAGGGUUCCUAUCCAUCAGAGACCCAGAGCAGUGAAAGGCAGGUUCCAGUUUCUACCCCCCGUGGAGAUACUGACCACUGGUAGUGUUGUGACCGGGACGUGUAUCAAACCUCGCGUCACAGUGGACCUGGUGUUGGUCAUUCCAAAGGAAUGUUUUCAAGAGAAAGACUUCAUGAAUCACCGCUAUCUCCGUAAGAGAGCAAUUUAUUUAGCUGUCAUCGCCAAAAGGCUGCAGGAGAUCCAUGGCUUACAGAAUCUGAAGUACUCGUACCAUAACGGGAAUUCUCUGAAACCCUGUCUGAUUGUUGAAUACCAAGAUGGUGAGCACAAACCUGUCUGCUUGAGCAUCACUGCUGUACCGGAGGACGGGGUGUUCAAGAUGAACCGAUUUCACAUCGAUAAGAAUAACGUUCGACGUCAGUGGUUCAUGGAGGAAGAGGCAGGAGACUCUGACACAGAUAAGACAUACCCUACACCAUUUUAUAACAAUUCCGUCUUACAAGAUCUAGCAUGGUCAAAGAACACAAGCUUCCUACAGAAAACAUUGGGAGAUUCCCAGAGUAUUAAAGAUGGCAUUGCUCUCCUCAAAGUCUGGCUUCGACAAAGGGAGCUCACCAUUGGUUCAGGGGGUUUUUCUGGCUUUUUAGUCUCAACUUUUGUGGCAUAUUUAAUCACACAACGGAAAAUCAACCAACUGAUGAGCAGCUACCAAGUCAUGCGAAAUGUACUCCUUCAUCUAGCCCAGACAGAUUGGACCAAGGAGCCGGUGACCCUCUGUUCAACCUUUGACCCCUAUGACCAGCCUGACCCUUGCCUGUUUUACGCACACUUUAGUGUUGUGUUGGUGGAUGUUACUGGUUACGUUAAUUUGUGUGCUGAUGUCAGUAAAGGUCUCUAUGAUAGGGUUCGACAAGAGGCUGGCUUGGCAGUCAAGUUCCUAGAGGACCAUACAUUGGACAGCUUCACUGCGCUCUUUAUAACCCCGGUGGACUUUCUCAGGAAGUUUGACAUCACGUUCCACAUCCAAAACAUUUCAAAAACUGAAGUGGAUAAAUUACAGAGAGAGGACAGAUACAUUGACUAUGGUGGGAAUUUUAUACAGGCCUUGAAGCCGGACGUUCACACUCUGCUGUGUCGAGGCCUCGGAAACCGAGCCUCUGUGGUACAGUACAGGCAGUUCCCAGUGCCGCAGUGGGAUGUAACAUGUGAUCCUCCCUCCCAUGAGUCUGCUGACCCUGUUAUGAUUGGACUACAGUUAGAUCCAGAGUUUGCAUUCAGCGUUCUGGACAAGGGACCAAUAGCAGAUUCUGUAGAGGCGAAAGAGUUCCUGAGUUUCUGGGGUGAAAAGAGUGAGCUGCGACGAUUUAAAGAUGGCAGUAUUUGUGAGACUGUGCCCUGGUCCAAGAAAUCUCUCCUGUCAGAGAAAAGGAUGGUGUGUUGUAGAAUUGUGCAGCACAUUUUGGAGAGGCAUGCUGGAAUAAAAUCAAAGUCGAUGAAAUGCUUUAUAGAUCAGCUUGAUCCCCUGUUACAGUACACUGUAACCAAUAGUUCUGAUGAUGUAGGCAUUUAUGGAACUGGUGAGGAACAACAUAACGAUGUGAUACAAAAAUACGACGAGCUCUGCAAACUUCUGAGGAAUCUAAAAGAUCUUCCGUUGUCCAUCAACUCCAUUCAGGGAUCAUCUCCUGUCUUCAGAUACUCAGAGGUAUUCCCGCCUUUGCCAGCUACUUGCAAGAAGGACAGUGAUAUAGAGAGUGAGGGGAGGGACCUACCGAAGAACUACAACAAACUUUGUCCGGAUUUCAUCAUGUCUCUCAAAGUGAUCUGUUUACUGGAGGGUAGUGGCAAAUGGCCAGAUGAGAAGCAGGCAUUUAAUCGACUGUUGGCUGCCUUCCACAUUCAACUAGCAGACUGUCUAAAGACACAGUACAGAUUACCGGUGUCUGUGUAUCCACGGCACGUAGACGUCGUCAAGGAUAACUAUGUCUUCCGUAUCAUCAUGGGCUACACACGAGAGAUUGCGCUGACUAAGAUGGUCAAGACGCCGGAGGGGAUGGUAAAAUAUAAGGACAAUGAUGAGGCUCUGGCUCUGGAGAGAGAAAUUCUGGGACUCCCCAAGCUCACCAGCACCCUUCACGGCAUUCAACAGCUCCAUGCAUCGUUUAGUUCCACGAUGAGAUUGGCCAAGAGAUGGCUGGCUGCCCAGCUCCUGACAGACUUUGUGGCAGACGAAGCUGUAGAAAUUAUCGUGGCUCACCUAUAUCUCCAUUCUGCUCCAUACACCCCUCCCAGCACUCCAAUGGUGGGGUUCCAGCGUUUUCUCUACCUAGUGGGAUACCACGACUGGAAAUCUAACCCUUUAAUGGUCAAUUUCAACAAUGAAUUCACAGCCGAGGAUCUGAAGGAGAUUCCGUCCCAGUUCCACAAGGACAGGUCUUCUCAACCGCUCAUGUUUCUGUCCACACCAUUUGAUAAACACAGUUCUUGUUGGACAAAAAGGUCACCCAGUGCCCCCAUACUGCAGAGACUGGUUCUGUUGGCACAGAAGUCACUGAGCAUGCUCAACAAACUCCUACAGGAAGAAGAGGACAAGAUCUGCUUCAAGCUGUUAUUUCGGCCUCCAUUAGAGAUGUAUGACCUCAUCAUCCACCUGUCAUGGAAACAGUCACCACGACAACAUGAAUCUGUGGAUCAGGAGAAUAGCCAGCUUCCAUCAAACGUCAGGAAGUAUGUCAAGAAAGUGACGGAAAUCGAGGACAGGCUACAACAUUUUCCCGUGUAUGACUAUGAUCCUCCGCGACUGUACUUGAAUGAGUUAAAGGCGAUGUACAAGGACUUUGCUCUGUUUUUCUACGACAAAUAUGGAGGGAAGUACAUAGCUGUAUUGUGGAAACCUACAGCAUUUACUGCAAAGGAUUUCAAGGUGUCAAACUUGAAUGGUAGGAAAGUGCAGCCCGAGGACGGCAACAUUACUGUGGUUCCCAAUGUGGAGGCCAUUAUUGACGAUUUCAGAAUUCUGGGGAGAGGCCUAGUGUCACACAUACAGCACAAUAAAAGAGAUUCUUAGUCUCGGAAUUCCGAGAAGAGGGCUAGUGUCAUACAUACAGCACAAUAAGAGAUUCUUAGUCUCGGAAUUCCGAGAAGAGGGCUAGUGUCAUACAUACAGCACAAUAAGAGAUUUUUAGUCUCCGAAUUCCGAGAAGAGGGCUAGUGUCGCACAUACAGCACAAUAAAUAGCAAUAUGCUGUGUAUACAAUAACAGGAAAUAAUAAGAAAUGUGUACCUUCUGACAACACGAUAAUGGAGUACCAAUGAAGUCGUUCAACUUGACUCACUUUCAGCAAAGCAAUUUGUAACAUGUUAUUCAUCAUUAAAUGUUUACAUCAACUCC